Messenger RNA from Stomoxys calcitrans (stable fly), 2498 nucleotides. Its product is annotated as adipose-secreted signaling protein. Bases 857 to 1390 code for a protein of 177 amino acids. The record is from RefSeq and is a predicted model, not a curated record. The transcript is spliced from 2 exons. NCBI's taxonomy places the organism in Eukaryota, Metazoa, Arthropoda, Insecta, Diptera, Muscidae.
AGCUAAAUGAAAUCGGCUGAAAAAAAAGUCGAAGAAAUAAGUUCCAUUUAUUUAUUAAUUUGAAAUUAAGUUUUUAAAUUAAAAAAUAAUAAUGGUUAAUUGGUAUUAAUCAAUUAAUAUCGACACCAAUAUUGAAUUUGAGAGUGUGAGUUAAGUAAAUGAUAUCGGCUGAAAAGAAAAAUUGAAGGCAACAAACCACAAAUUCGGCGACAAAGCAAAUAUCUACGUUCACACAAUUGUUUACUUGUGCAAAAAUUUUCGGCAAAGUAGUUAUCAUAAUAAGAAGGUUCCAUAAACCGUCAACUCAUAGCCAGCAAGCCAGCUACUUAUUGACCAAAUAUAUAUACAUACCUAUACAUAACAAAAAAACAAAACCAAAAGUUCAACGACCUUGAACUUCCCUUUGAGCCUAUGGAUUUAUGCCAUCCGAUUUAAAAAUCUACAUUUACAGUAGAAUCGAAGAGAGUGUCGCAUUUAUAAGAGCCAAAAAAUUGCCAAGUUUUAGCAUCAAUUGUAUGAUUAUUUCGUUUAGUUUCGUUUUGGUGUGCAUGUGCGUGCGUGUGUAGUUAUUUUGGUUCAUUUUGGCCGAUUUAUAAACAAAAACAAAUACACUGGAGAGAGUCAAACACAAAUGCCAUUUGAAAAUUGUUGGUGACAAUAUUUAUCUAUGGUUGCUCCUUAAUUAACAAUUUAAAUAGAAAAAAAUAUAUAUAUAAUCCUACCGCAGACAUCAGCACGUAUAUAUACAUACAUAUACAUUGCUUGCUCUUGGAAUAACUUGCUUGCUCUUCGGAAAAGAAGUCACACACCAGCCAGCCAGUUGUUAUAACAACAAACCACCACCAGCAAUAACAAUAUGUCGCAGGGAGCAACAAUGGACCAACCCGAUCAUCAUGUGCACUUUGAUGUGGCCAGCCUCAAGGAUGAUUUUGAGAAUGACAGCUGUGUAACAUAUCAACGGGCAGGCGAUACAAUUGUCGUCAGUCUGGGCUUCUUACAAAUCAAUCACCGUUAUACAAUCGACCUAAAACUGCCCAGCAAUUUAUUUGGUGAUUUGGGCAGUUCGCUGAAUCAAUUUCAGCCGGAUGUUACAACAGUUCCUAACUUGCAUUGUCGCAUCACCGAAUUUUCCGGCAUGAAAGAUGACGAGCAUGACUUUUACGAAAUGAAAAUUGAAUUUUUCGCCUACAAAGAGAAAUUAUUGCGGGAAACGCUGCACAUUGUCAACUCAAACAAUGACAAGGAGGUGCUGAAGUUGGUUAUAGCGGCACGUGUCCUGGGCAAGGGCAAAGGAACACCAAUGCUGCGCACCGGCAUACACUGCAUAGGCAUGGAAAAGGAUGAGGAAUCAGAGGCUUCGGAUUUUUCCGGAUUUGGCAAGGAUCCAUAGAUCAUCAACAGCAUCACACAUUUCUUAAGGGCAUUAGAAAAGAAACAAUUUUGUUUUCAUUAUAAAUAAUAAAAUAAGUAAUUCUAAUAAUAAUAAUAACUUACUAUAAUAAAUGAAUAAUUCAUUUAAUGUGAAUUAUUGAAUUUUAAGUCAAUUUUUUGUAUACCUUUUUUUUGUUUAGUUUGUAAGUAACUCUUAUUAGUGGCAUUUUAAUUUACCUAUUAUAAACUCAAAUGUGCCUAUGUUCAAAUGUAACUGAAAAUCCCAUUUCUAACAUUUUUUCCCAACUUAAUUAUUGAAUAUAACUUUUAUAUAUAUAACGCAUAUAAGUAUAGAGAGAGAGAGAUAGGGAGGAGGCUUACCUAUUGGGUUGCCCAAAAAGUAUUUGCGGAUUUUUUAAAAGAAAGUAAAUGCAUUUUUAAUAAAACUUGGAAUGAACUUUAAUCCAAUAUACUUUUUUUACACUUUUUUUCUAAAGUAGGUAAAAGUAACAGCUGAUAACUGACAGAAGAAUAAAUGCAAUUACAGAGUCACAAGCCGUUGAAAAAAUUUGUCAACGCCGACUAUAUAUGAAAAAUCCGCAAUUACUUUUUGGGCAACCCAAUAGAUACAUGUAUUGUAUUCAUAUGGAAUGUAUGCCGGAAUAUGUACAUACAUACAAACAUAUAAAAUACGCAAUUUUUUGGAAUAUCAAAUACAAUCACACAGUCACACAUUUAUUUUAUUGAAUGUUCUCAAAAUCAAAAACUUUAAUCCAUCACAAACGAAAAAUCUAUCGAAAAAAAAAACUAAUGACUAUAUUUAAUUAUAAACACACAUUAGAAGAGAAUCCAAAGAGCACCAUUUUGAAAUUGAAAUUUGCAAGAAAUCUUUUAUAAUCGCUGAAUGCAACUAGAUAUAUGUACUUUUUCUAAUAACAAACAAACAAAAAAAACAAUUGGCCUGACUUUUUACCCAUCCCUUAUGAAUUUGACCUAAAAUUAGAUGUAAUAAAUCAAAAUAGAUAUGUAAGCAUUUUUAGAAUUUACCUCUUCAGUUACAAAUAAUUCGAUUGACCUCCAUUCUACCAAUUUCUUCAAUAAAGAUAAUAAAGAUAUAGAUAUAAUAA